AUGGCAACGGCGGCGGCGGAGGAGGAGGAGGAGGAGGAGGAGGAAGAGGAGGAUAUGGGCCAGAAUACGGAAACCAGCAUCAAGAUGCCGGCUAUGGCCAAGGUCGGCCCGGCCCGGCGAGAGGCGGGCGACCUCCGCAUGAUGCCGGCCGAGGAGGCCCUCAUGGGAUGCGACCAGAGGGGCAGCGAGGGGCCAAUUACCCUCCGAGAGGCGGCAUGGGUCCUGGGAAUAGGGGCAGGCCGAACAUGGCUCGAGGAGGUGGACCGCCGGGUCCAUCUGCAGGUCCAGCUCGCAGAUCAGAUGUCGCAGAUGGACUUGAACGGACAAGGUCCUAGAAGUCCGCCUGGUGGUCGACCACCACCGACUAGAAACGGUUCUCAGAACUACGGAGACUCAAGACAAGGACAGCCCAGACAAGGACCUGGCGGCUACGGUGACUACGGAGACGGCGGAUACGGAGGGCCACCGCAACACCAGUAUAACAAUGGUGGUUAUGGCCCUGGCCCCGGUAUGAACGGUGACGAUGGAUAUGGGGGUGCGUACAACAAUAACGCGAUCGACGACGUUUACGACUCUUACUAUGACGAGCCGAGAGGAAGCAUAUCGAGCCACAACUCACAAACACAAGCACACGCACACGCACGCCAGGAAAGCCGUUCAAGCAUGCCGGACUUUGACGCCAUCCCCGUGCAUACCAAACGAGACUCGUUUGAGCAAUCGAUGCGGCCGGCCGAGCAGCCGCAGCAAGGAAACCACCAGCCCAAGCUGAAUCACGCUCGAUCCAUGUCGCACGCGUACCAGCAUGGGUACGACCAAGGGUACGACCAAGGAUAUGAUCAGGGACACGACCAAGGAUACAACGGGCCCGGAGGAUACUCGCAGCCGCCGAUCCCACGGGGCCCGAGUGCACCUCCGGGACCGGCCGGACAGCAUCCCGGGUUCGGGAAUGGCCGUCCGCCCAUUGUGCGGCCAGGUACCGCCGCGCCCCUGAAUCCAGACGGUCUACCUGCGCAUCCCACGCCGGUGCGGCCGGGCUUGAUGGAGGGCUCAACGGUGAAUCCGAAUGCUAAGCCGCCUCCGGUUCGAAAUUAUGGAGGCGGUCCUCAGCAGUAUCAGCAGCAGCAACAGCAGGCGCCGAUGCAACAACCGCAACAAGAGAUGCGAUAUUCACAGCAAUCACAGCAGCAGCCACAACAGCAGCAGCAGCAACCAUACCCCCAGCAACCACCGCCACCCGUGCGAGAGAAGGAGAGAGAGCCCCCGGUCACCCCCGGCGAGCUGGAGCACCUCAGGAUGAUUAUCAAAGGCAACCCCAAUGACCAGGCGUCUGCGCUGAAAUUGGCAAAGAGACUCAUCGAAGCAUCUGACGUGCUGAUACCCAACAUCCCUGACCCGAGAGGCAGGACCAAGGCUCGCGAGCGGUACCUCAUGGAUGCCCACAAGAUCCUCAAGAAGUUGGUCGCCCAGCAGAACCAGGAUGCCAUGUUUGUCAUGGCGGAUGGCGGCGGCAGGGGCCUGUUCGGGCCCGACGUGGAUCCCAAAGAGGCGUUUUCGCUGUACCAGUCGGCUGCUAAGCUGGGCCAUGCUGCAGCUGCGUAUCGCACGGCUGUUUGCUGCGAGAUUGGCCACGAGGAGGGCGGCGGCACUCGCAAGGACCCCAUGAAAGCGAUUCAGUGGUACAAGCGCGCGGCGACUCUGGGCGAUCCGCCGGCCAUGUACAAGGUCGGCAUGAUUCUGCUCAAGGGGCUUCUGGGACAGCCCAAGAACCCGAGAGAGGCGGUCGGAUGGCUGAAGCGGGCGGCAGAGCGGGCAGAUUCCGAAAACCCGCACGCGCUUCACGAGCUUGGGCUCCUGUAUGAAUCCGCGCAGGGCAACGACGUUAUUAUCCGCGACGAGCAGUACGCCCUGACGCUGUUCCAGCAGGCGGCCGAGAUUGGCUACAAGUUCUCGCAGUUCCGGCUGGGCUGUGCCUACGAGUACGGACUGCUGGGAUGUCCGAUUGACCCGAGGCUGUCGAUUGUGUGGUACUCGAGGGCGGCUCAGCAGGAGGAGCAUCAGUCGGAGCUUGCACUUAGCGGGUGGUAUCUGACGGGCAGCGAAGGCGUGCUGGGCCAGAGCGACACAGAGGCGUAUCUGUGGGCGAGAAAGGCUGCCGUUGCUGGGCUGGCAAAGGCAGAGUAUGCUAUGGGAUACUUUACCGAGGUGGGCAUCGGCGUUCCGGCGAAUCUGGAGGAUGCCAAGCGGUGGUAUUGGCGAGCAGCUGCCCAGGAUUUCCCCAAGGCGCGAGAACGGCUCGAAGACCUGAAGCGGUCUGGAAAGGAAAGGGCACGGCCUAGAGAGCGCAUCUCGCGCAGCUCGAAGCAGCAAGAAGGAGACUGCGUGGUGAUGUAG
Trichoderma breve is the source of this 2391-nucleotide messenger RNA. RefSeq names its product sel1 repeat domain-containing protein. The record is from RefSeq and is a predicted model, not a curated record. Gene Ontology annotation, molecular function: protein binding. The transcript is spliced from 5 exons. NCBI's taxonomy places the organism in Eukaryota, Fungi, Ascomycota, Sordariomycetes, Hypocreales, Hypocreaceae. The coding region runs from base 1 to 2391 and encodes 796 amino acids.